AUGGACUUCGCGGCCCCAUCCAAAGCCCCCUCCACCAAACAAGCCUGUGAUAACUGUCGCCGUCGCAAAAUAAAAUGCUCUCGCGACCUUCCCUGCGAUAAAUGCCAGCGCCUACUGCUAUCGUGCUCCUACAGCGAUGUUUUACGUCGCAAGGGCCCCAAAUUCCGUACUUCCUACACCCUCGCGCUGAUCCACCCGGUCCCCGCACGAGGCGAUACCGCAACUCCAUACCAAGUCUGCAGCGCAGCGGACAAAUUCGCUGAUCAAUCGGGCUUUAGGAUAAGCUCCCCCACUUCAUCGCCUUUGCAAUCAACGAUGCACCCUUUGCGUCAAAUUAUCUCUCCGUCUCGUUCCCAACUCCCUCCAUCGGAGCAGGGCUCAUCGCCAGACUCAACGGAUAUCAAUACGGUUGAUUCCUCGGCGUAUGGGCCCAUAAUCCCUCCGCGGAUAGCUCGCCUGUCAUCGCAUAUUCUGCUCGUACAUGUCAACGUAUAUUUGAAAUACUUGUUUCCCAUCAUGCCCGUCGUGCGGGGUGAUCAACUCCGUCACGAUUGUCACCAGUCUGAGCUACUCUUGCCGCAAAGAUAUGCUUUUCUAGCAGCGUUAUGCGCGGCAACGCAUAUUCAACUCAAGCUAGACGGCACAACUGCACUGUUUGGGGGAUGGAAUGCGCUUGUCUCGGCAGAGAAGUUGCUUGAGGAAGCUGUACGGGCACGGCGGGAAUGCGACGUGGUGGAGGAUAUCAGUAUUGAGAAUCUUCUCACGUCGUUCUUCUUGUUCGCCUCGUACUGCAAUUUGGAUAAACAGACACAUGCGUGGUUUUAUCUAUGUCAGGCGACUUCGAUGGUCUUUACACUGGGCUUACAUAGAGAGACAACGUAUGCAGACUUGCCAGUGGAAGAAGCUGAAGAGAGAAGACGUGUAUUUUGGCUUCUCUUUAUCACAGAAAGAGGUUACGCCUUCCAACAAUCAAAACCGGUGAUGCUCCGCAGCUCCAUUCACAAACCACAAGUGCUCUGUUCUGAAGACCCAAUUCUAGCAGAUGGCUUCAUCAACUUGAUCAAUAUCUAUGAAGAACUCACCGCAAAUCUUAGCGGCGAGGGAAUUGUUAAUGCGCGCCAACACCAGUCAUCAAAUGCAGUCUAUGUAAGCCGAACACACUGGAUGGAGCCCUUGAAAUCCAACAAUAGAUAUCCUCAUCAUGCAACAAUGGCUCCAAACCAUUAUGUGGAAAUUAUUCAUGAGCCAUAUGGCACCGUCUGGAUCAAAAGAUGA
Molecule: messenger RNA, 1275 nt
Organism: Penicillium antarcticum
Lineage: Eukaryota; Fungi; Ascomycota; Eurotiomycetes; Eurotiales; Aspergillaceae
Product: amylase cluster transcriptional regulator AmyR
Exons: 4
Coding region: 1-1275 (424 amino acids)
Biological process (GO): DNA-templated transcription; regulation of DNA-templated transcription
Molecular function (GO): DNA binding; DNA-binding transcription factor activity, RNA polymerase II-specific; zinc ion binding
Source: RefSeq, a predicted model, not a curated record